Musa acuminata subsp. malaccensis (wild Malaysian banana) is the source of this 1641-nucleotide messenger RNA. RefSeq lists its product as uncharacterized. Gene Ontology annotation, molecular function: transmembrane transporter activity. Gene Ontology annotation, cellular component: membrane. Gene Ontology annotation, biological process: transmembrane transport. The record is from RefSeq and is a predicted model, not a curated record. NCBI's taxonomy places the organism in Eukaryota, Viridiplantae, Streptophyta, Magnoliopsida, Zingiberales, Musaceae.
AUCCUUACACGGAAAAAGAACUCCAGCAUGAUGAUGCCCUCCGCACUCUAAAGCAGCCGCCUUUCGCCUCUCAUCCUCACACGAAACCUCAGAGCCUCCAAUUUUUGGGAUCUUUCUCAUCAUCACAUCACCAUCAUCCUUCGAUUUUGCGAUUUGUUAAUGGUUUCCUUUCUGCGGUUUUCGGCUCCCAACGGUUCACAUCAUCCGUCGCUUUUCGCGGAACGUCAACGUUACUCAUGCAAUCAUCGCUUUCGAUGUUGUUCUGGGGUCGUUUUCCCUGCUUCCGGUAGAGGAAGUGUGGGGAGGGCGCUGAGGCAGGGGGCUCUGCUUCUCUCUGCCCAUGCCGAUCGUUGGUUCCGAGUCGCUGCGCCGCUCGGUUUGCGAGAAGUGGGAGAAGGUAUGGACGAAGCGGGCUCUGAUGGGGUUGGUGCUGGGCCAGAUCGUGUCCCUUCUCAUCACCUCCACCGGUUUCUCCUCCUCCGAGCUCGCUAGAAGAGGCGUGAAUGCUCCGACGUCACAGUCCUUCUUGAAUUACCUACUCCUCGCGACAUUCUACGGCGCAUUUGUUAUCCGCCGAAAACGGCCGCUCCAGUUAAGUUGGUACUACUAUCUGGUGCUUGCUGUUGUUGAUGUGGAAGCCAAUGUUAUUGUGGUGAAGGCCUACCAGUACACAUCUUUGACAAGUGUCAUGCUUCUGGAUUGUUGGUCAAUUCCAUGUGUUAUACUUUUCACAUGGGUGUUCUUGAAGACAAAAUAUGGAUUUAGGAAGUUUGCUGGUGUUGCUAUUUGUGUUGCUGGACUUGUAAUGGUUGUGUUCUCAGAUGUUCAUGCGAGUGACCGUGCAGAAGGAGGACCGAACCCUGUCAAAGGUGAUAUCUUUGUCAUUGUUGGAUCUACAUUAUAUGCAGUUAGUAAUGUUGGUGAGGAAUUUAUCAUUAAGAAGGCCGAUAGAGUUGAGUUGAUGGCGAUGCUUGGAGCAUUUGGAGCAGUUGUUAGUGCUAUUCAAAUAAGCAUACUUGAGUGCAGUGAACUUAAAGAUAUUAAAUGGACAGCUGGUGCAGUGCUACCAUUUCUUGGAUUUGCAAUGGCGAUGUUCUUGUUUUACUCAACUGUUCCCGUCAUUCUUAAGAUAUGUGGAGCAACGUUGCUCAACCUUUCGCUGCUGACCUCAGACAUGUGGGCUGUUCUAAUCCGCAUUUUUGCCUAUCACCAGAAGGUUGACUGGAUGUACUUCAUAGCUUUUGCGGCUGUUGCAGUUGGGCUCGUGAUUUAUUCAGUACAGAGGAAGAAGGAUGAGGAAGGUGCCCAAGUCGCGGAGGCCAGCGAUGAGCGGCAGAAGGAAAAGGAUGAAGAGGCUGUAGUUCUUGACAAUUUGACUCGAGGUUCCAUUGUGGCUGUUGAGGGCCAGAGAUCUGAGGAUGUCAAGCAACAGCCUUCCAUUACAAGUUUGCCCAAGUAAGGUUUCAUCACAACAACAAGCCACUGUGGUUAGAUCAAAGUGUUUCUGUGAUGGUGGUUCCUUUGUUCCUUGCUGUUCUUUCGUCCAUGGGGACAGAUUGAAGCAGCAGUAACAACGAUCGCUCCAGCAUAAGUAGUUUCCAUGGAACUCCAAUGCCUGCUAUAUUCAAUUGUGGUCUUGUU